UAAUUGACCUUGUUCCAUAAAUUUCUGUGAUUCUGUAAACAAAAUACAGAUUUUACAAGGAUCGUUUCUGCAGACAUUACUUAAAAUGCGAAGUUUAUAUCACUGUCAUUUUGUGACAUUACAGAACUGAAUGCCUAGUAUAACCACUCAGAUCUCAUUGUGUCUUUGCAUUGUAGUAAUAUUCUUCCGCAUAUUUUUUUUAAAUUUUGCACAUUCUAUUCCAUUCUGUUCUUCGAGGAACUCCCAUGUUUAUGGCCUCAGAAUUUCAUUUCGUUUUAUUGCCACUAAUGAAUCCCUAAACGAAACUUGUCAUAGAACCUCUCAUGCCUUCACAGAUAGUUUCCGUAGUAUUAUCAUGUAACAAGGGUGUUGGUCUUCUUACCUUUCGAAACCAGGAUUUUGAACAAAUCUCUUGGUAAUGGUUAGUACGCCGGCUAUGCUAGGAACGACGUGUUACGCUAAUUUCCACGAGAUCAGUAUGUAGUUGCUACUCCGUACUGCAGAUGGCUCCUCUCUCUUGUCCCCCUCGCUCUUCCAUUCUUGGCGGGUCGGGUUGGUUGGCUGCUCACUGACCAAUCGGGUUUGAGGUCGGGCUAGCCCGCGAGCUGGUUCGGGCUGGCUGUCCAUUUCAGUCGAUUCGCGCCCGUGCUUAGAGAUGGCCCGAAGGCCAAAAUCGGAGGAUCGUAGGCCGUUGGUUGACGUUGACCCCGCGAAGGCCAGCGUGCUGCAGCAGUUGGCAGAAGGGCACCUAGUCGCGACCCGGCACCAUAAGGCGGGGUUCAGUGGCAUUAGCGAUGUGUGGGCCAGGUUCUCGCUGCUCGUGAGGCCGUACUCUGACGAGUCGGUGGGCUUCGUGCAGUGCAAUUAUUGCCAGGGUGUCCUGCGAUACGACAGCCAUCGCACUGGUACCUCGUCCCUCCAACGGCAUCGCUGCAUGAGGAGCCUCAUGCAAGCUUCACGCCGAGUGUUACUUUCUGUAAUACGUGUACUUCUUCGCUGUGUUGGGUUGAAGAUCAUGUUUUAAGCAGCUCUUCUGAGUUGGGAAAUUAACGAGACGCCGGAUCAGAACAGACGCGUGCUCCUGAGGCCCUCGGCAAACAACAUCUGAUCUUAUGGGAGCGUUAUAAGGAAAGUAGCGUGUGUCGGUUGGAGAGGAGCUGUGAACGGGGAUGUGUAUUUGUGUGUGCUGUGA
This is a messenger RNA of Zootermopsis nevadensis, 1192 nucleotides long. RefSeq lists its product as uncharacterized. Gene Ontology annotation, molecular function: DNA binding. The record is from RefSeq and is a predicted model, not a curated record. Lineage: Eukaryota; Metazoa; Arthropoda; Insecta; Blattodea; Termopsidae.